CCUCUGCUUUGGUAGCUCUUCACAAGGCAACCUACCCAGCUUGGUUUUGCAGAGAGUUGAAGUUUAGAAUAGCCUCACGAGCGGGACAUAUUUCACGCACCAGGACAAAGAUGGGAACCAGCCAUGUGCCAUUUGGUGUUCUAGGAGAGGGAUAUAUAAAGGGUGGUGGAGUUGCUGAAGCGAUCAGAAGCCGGUGCGAACCUUUGCAUCCAGUUGAAAAGCCAUCUUAGUAGUGCUUAUAGAGUGCCACAGCAGAGAGGGAUGGUAGCGUGAGAAUGGGAAAAGAAGAGCACUUCGAGGUUCUAAAGGUCAAGACGCAUAUCCUGAAGGUGAACAUCCAUUGUCAUGGAUGCAAGCUCAAAGUUAAGAAGCUUCUUCAUAGAAUCCAAGGAGUCUUCUCAGUAGAUAUAGAUUUGGAGAACCAGAAAGUGACUGUCCAAGCAAACGUGGACUCUUCUACUCUGAUCAAGAAGCUGAUAAGAGCAGGGAAGCACGCCGAGCUCUGGCCUCAGAAAUCCAGCGACCAGAGCAACAACAAGAAGCAAAACAGUCAGACUGCUGCUCCGGCGAAGGACAACAAGAAGAAGAACAAAGAACAAUGGAAGGAGGAGAGCAACCUCAAGCCCUCCAAAGUCCUCCACAGGCAGCUUCAUUUAUACAGCUCUGACGACAAAGACUACGACAGCAACGAUGAAGACUCUGAGGAUUUAGAAGAUGGCCUACAUUUGCUCCACAAAAUCCAGCAAAACAACUUAAUUCGGCAGCGGAAUAACUCAGCAUCUGGUGCAAAUAAGGCAGGAAAUAAAAAUGCAAGCAAUGAGAGUAGAAACAAGGCAGGUGGAAAUGAAAAUCCAGAUUUAAAUGCAAACAUUGCAGCCUUGCAAAAGAUGAUGAUUGAUAAUGCUAAUGGAUUCCAAGCAAAUGCUUACCAUGGGGGUGUGCAAAGCCAGGGGCCGAUGAUGGUGAACUACCAAGGGCAAGCUCAUCAUCCCUCAGCCAUGAUGAGGGGCCACAACAUGAUGAAGCCUCAGAUGAUGAUGAGAGACCACAACAUGCAGCAGCCUCAGAUGAUGUAUCUGAGGUCGCCUCAGGUUUCACCUUACAGUGGCUACUACAGCUGCUUCCCCGCUCAAUAUAAUCAUCAAAAUUAUCUGCCUUGCGAUGAUUAUGUUACUCAUCUGUUCUGUGAUGAGAACCCUGGAGGUUGCGUUAUCAUGUAGAAGACGGAGCUUAAUUAAAGCGCAGCCCCUCAAUAUUUAGCCACAGAUCUCAAGUUUCUCUCCUUAUCCUUAUAUUUUUGUUUAUAAUCUCUAGUUUCUUAUGCUUUUUUUCACUCUCUGCCCUCUGGCAGUGUGGAUCUGUAGGAUAUGCUGUCACCGAAUAUCUACCGUGUGGUUUUGCAAAUUCUCACGUCUUUUAUGCUA
This is a messenger RNA of Zingiber officinale, 1424 nucleotides long. Its product is annotated as heavy metal-associated isoprenylated plant protein 37-like. Gene Ontology annotation, molecular function: metal ion binding. The coding region runs from base 276 to 1220 and encodes 314 amino acids. The record is from RefSeq and is a predicted model, not a curated record. NCBI's taxonomy places the organism in Eukaryota, Viridiplantae, Streptophyta, Magnoliopsida, Zingiberales, Zingiberaceae. The transcript has 3 exons.